UCUUGAUCGUGUUUUGACCAUGCAUCUCUUUACGAUAUACAUAUAUCAGGCGCCCACGAUGCACAUACCUAUUUCCUCAUUAUUAUAUUCACUGCCGCCGUAACAAUGGGUCGUCGUCGCCAGGUAGCCCUCGCCAAGAGUAUACAAUUUGCGCUCUUCCGUGAUCCCAAAGCAUUUCGCAAGACCUUGAUUGGACGGAUCAUUGCCUUCUUCAGUAUAUUCUACCUGAAGCUUCUUAGAUAUGAGCCGGAUGUGUUCCGAAAGCUGCGAAAUGAGAUCUGGGAGAUCUCAGAGGAACAAUAUAGAGCCUGCUUCUUAAAUAGAGAAGACAAGGCGCUUCCUCUCCUGCCGAUGGGAGAUCUAGGCUUUUCUGGAUCAACAUUCUUCAGCACGUCAAACUCCGCAUUCCUCGUCAAGAGCCUCCCCCGACACUUCGAACAUUCCUUCUUCCGCCAUGACCUCUUCCAACCUUACUACGAAUACAUAACCACUCACCCAGACUCCAUCCUUGUCUGGAUCACGGAUUAUAUCUACGCCGCGUACACAUCACUGGGAACCCUCGUAAAAACGACCCCAGCGCACCAUAUCAUCAUGGAGAACAUGCUAUGCGGGAAGGAGAAGGAUCCAGCCGCCGAGAAGUGGGAGACCUACGACCUGAAACCAAUUGACUAUUUCUUUCCCGAGCGGGAUCUAGUCCCCGAUCCGCUCGUCAGCCAAGAAACCUUAAGUCGACUGGCAGACGACUUUCCAGAUAAGAUCCGGCUGACGCAAUCGGACUACGAUGAUAUGAAGCGGAUGAUAGAGGCCGACACGGCAUUUCUUGCGUCGGCGAACGCGGUGGACUAUUCUCUGUUUCUGGUCCGCUUUCCGGCUUCCUCUAACCCCGAUGUCAUUGGGAAAAAGAGUAAGUGGCGUAUUGGGUUGGCGUCCACGGAUGGGAAAUGGAAGUAUCGUGCGGUGCUGUUGGAUUUCUUCUGGGCCAAGCAUAAGUUGCAUGCGCAGGCGAUGACGGGAGUCGUCCAGACAUUCAAUGUCAUUGGCCGUCAAGGGCCGAUGACGAUUACCACGACGGCUGAUGAGUAUCGGGAGAAGUUCCUGGCUCUGAUGGAUUCCAUCAUGGAGGUUUAUGAACCUUGAAGACACUCCUCCGAUUGCUCAGAACCCCUUGAUCUGCCUGCCCUGUGUAGGCAUAAUAAGUCAUUGUCUAAUACUUCAAGUUAUUGUUUAGACCACAGGUCUGGUCCACGGUGCAUGAAUAUACUUUCUAAAGAGAUUAGGUAAGAUUUUAAAGGAGAUCACAUUACUAUAAUUGUCUCAG
Molecule: messenger RNA, 1318 nt
Organism: Aspergillus caelatus
Lineage: Eukaryota; Fungi; Ascomycota; Eurotiomycetes; Eurotiales; Aspergillaceae
Product: phosphatidylinositol phosphate kinase family protein
Exons: 2
Coding region: 106-1137 (343 amino acids)
Biological process (GO): phosphatidylinositol metabolic process
Molecular function (GO): phosphatidylinositol kinase activity
Source: RefSeq, a predicted model, not a curated record